Polistes dominula (European paper wasp) is the source of this 1301-nucleotide messenger RNA. RefSeq names its product glucosamine-6-phosphate isomerase Oscillin (gene Oscillin). The record is from RefSeq and is a predicted model, not a curated record. Gene Ontology annotation, molecular function: identical protein binding; glucosamine-6-phosphate deaminase activity. NCBI's taxonomy places the organism in Eukaryota, Metazoa, Arthropoda, Insecta, Hymenoptera, Vespidae. Gene Ontology annotation, cellular component: cytoplasm. Gene Ontology annotation, biological process: N-acetylneuraminate catabolic process; carbohydrate metabolic process; N-acetylglucosamine catabolic process.
AGCGUUAAUGAAACAUUUAGCACACGUAUUUAUUGCUUACGUUGCUUCACCAAUCUAUUAGUAAUCUUCUGCUAAUGUAGUAGUGUAGUGUAGUUUUAUUACAACUAUCAGCUGAUUAAUAGUAUAUCUUUUUAGUGAUUUACAACUGGCAGAUUGGAGAAGUACAAAGUUAGUAGAAAGAACGUAUAAGGAAGUGAUCACCUGUAUAACAUAUAAAGAAUUACAAUGCGUUUAGUAAUUUGUGAUACAGUAGACUAUGUCUCAGAAUGGUCUGCUAAAUAUGUUUUAAAAAGAAUUAAAGAUUUUGAACCUAAUGAAAAUAAAUAUUUUGUUCUUGGUCUUCCUACAGGUGGUACACCUCUGGGAAUGUAUAAGAAGUUAAUAGAAUAUUAUAAAGCUGGAAAAAUAUCUUUUAAAUAUGUCAAGACUUUUAAUAUGGAUGAAUACGUUGAUUUACCAAGAGAUCAUCCAGAAUCAUAUCAUUAUUACAUGUAUAAUAACUUUUUUAAGCAUAUAGAUAUUGAUCCCAAAAAUGUUCAUAUUCUUGAUGGAAAUGCACCUGAUCUUGUAAAAGAAUGUGAUGAUUUUGAAAAAAAUAUUAAAGAAGCUGGUGGAAUUGAACUUUUUAUUGGAGGUAUUGGACCGGAUGGUCAUAUAGCUUUUAACGAACCAGGUUCUUCGUUAGCAUCUCGUACUAGAGUUAAAACAUUAGCUAUAGAUACAUUGGAAGCGAAUGCUAGAUUUUUUGGAAAUGAUAUCUCCAAAGUUCCUAAACAGGCUUUAACUGUUGGUGUUGGUACUGUUAUGGAUUCCAAAGAAGUUAUGAUACUCAUUACUGGAUCUCAUAAAGCGUUUGCUCUUUAUAAAGCAAUAGAAGAAGGAGUUAAUCAUAUGUGGACAGUAUCUGCAUUUCAACAACAUCCACGUACAUUAAUUAUAUGCGAUGAAGAUGCUACUUUGGAAUUGCGUGUAAAAACAGUUAAAUACUUUAAGGGUCUCAGUGCUGUACAUCGUAAAUUGAUCGAAGAAGAUGGAAAUACGAUACCACGUCGUUCAAUAAAUGACAGUUAAAAUGAAUUUAUGGGAUAUCCAUAGCAAGUUGAUAGAAGAAUCAAACCAUGGAUUACGUUGAUACAAUAACCAAUACCCUAAGGUGUAAUAUAAAAGACUUCAUAUGUGAAAAGGACUCGAAAGAAUUGAUCUGAAAUUUUGGUUCAGACUAUAAUGGUAAAAUAUUUGACAAAUACACUGCGUCAUAAUUGUUUACUUAUAUAUUCCUCUUUUAUGUGUAUUAUAUUAUA